Messenger RNA from Gregarina niphandrodes, 3387 nucleotides. RefSeq names its product putative regulator of chromosome condensation protein 1. The record is from RefSeq and is a predicted model, not a curated record. Lineage: Eukaryota; Apicomplexa; Conoidasida; Eugregarinorida; Gregarinidae. Gene Ontology annotation, molecular function: guanyl-nucleotide exchange factor activity. The transcript has 2 exons. Gene Ontology annotation, cellular component: cytoplasm. The coding region runs from base 1 to 3387 and encodes 1128 amino acids.
AUGACUUGGCGAUGUGAGUCGUGCAGGACGCUCAAUCCGAACGACUCUGUGACCAAGUGUGAUGCGUGCGGCCACGACUCGAGGCCCUUUGUCGUUGAUCCGAAUGUCACCUUUGGCGCGUCUGGUGCUGAGGCUCUUUCCCGGGGCCGCACGAGCAUCUUCGACAAGCCUACUGAAGACCAGGGUCCAGACGGUUCUGAGAAACUUGUUCUCUUCGGCGUAGGCGAGUCAGGAAGUCUUUUCUCCGAACCGAGCACUACCACCGGCAAUGCCACCGCCGGCAAUACCACCGCCGGCAAUACCACCACCGGCAAUACCACCGCCGGCAAUACCACCGCCGGCAAUACCACCGCCGGCAAUGUCGCUACUAGUGUUAGCACGACCGGUGCCAUCACGGCUACCGCCAGCGAUAAGAAUAGUACUUCGCCAUUGAGUUUCGGGGCGAUAGGAGGCGUAAUGGGAUUCUGUCGUGCGAUGACGACGCCUGCUCGGACGGAUGAUCUACUGGUAGGAUGUCGGCCGGAAGAGUUGGUGGAUACUGAGUUGAGUAGUCCGAUGCAACCUGUGCCGGGUGUGUUGUUAACAUGGGGUAGUGGUGACUGUGAGCAGUUGCCUUUACGGAGUGAGUUCUUAGACGAGUAUGGGAACCGAUCUACCCCUUGUCCGGUUCGAGCGUUUUGCGAGAAGAGUGUGACGCAGGUCUGUUGUGGGAGUCUGGCCUCGUAUUGUAUCAAGGACGAUCAACUUUGGUCCUGGGGUUGUGCCGAUGAUGGGCCCCUUGGGCGACCUGUUUUACGGACAAACGACACAGAGGCCGUCUGGCGCCAAGAGGACCGGCCGGCCAGUGCCGAGAUUCGAACCGGCAAAGUCCCCGAGAGAGUUUGGGGCCUUCCACCUUCCGAACGCAUCGUCAAAAUAUCGGCAGGCGACUCACACGCCGCAGUCAUUACCGACACUGGCAACUGCUUCGCCUGGGGCCAUUACCGCGACUACUACGGUCCCCUCGGCUUCCCAGACCUCCAAGCUGCAACGCACCCCGAACAAGCACUCAACCUCGAAGGAGACCAGACCCUCGACCAAGUCCUGACUUCUGCCCCGGACUCUGCACCCUCCCCAGGGAACCCCAUACUAAGGCAGCAGUUGGUCCCAAUACAAGUACCAUUGGAUGGUGUGGCAAUAGAUAUUGCGUCGGGCGAUAACCAUACAAUAGUCGUAGCGGAGAGGCCAGAUGGAGCGCGGCACUUGGUUGUAUGGGGAUCAACAGAAUUCGGACAACUGUGUCUGCCCCCGCCGGCGGAGGAUGCUCCGUUAUGGAUGCGACAGGAGUCGCUGCGACCACGACGAGUAGAGUUAAAACAGCUCCGUUUCCAGCGACUUGCGAAAGCUGGUCGGGACUUUUCGGAGCAUACAUUUGAGGCUGUGCCGGUGCCCGAAGAGGCGAGGUUGCUGCGAGUUUUUGCGGGUAAGGCAACCACGUAUCUGAAGUUACACGCGGAGCAUGCGACAUAUCUGUUUGCUGUGGGUCGAGGUUGCUAUGGCGAGCUCGGAGGUGGUUUCACGGCGCCAGCUAUGCAUACGCCGACACUUGUGAGUGUGCCUGCGCUCUGCAGCGUCGAAGUCGUUGCCGGUGGUGACUUCACCGCUGUCGCGCUCGCCUCUGACGGCUCAGUCUGGACCUGGGGCAAAGCGGACCUCGCUGGACACGCGACCAAGUCUGAACGGGCAGUCAUAGCUCCCAUGACUGACGUUGCGCCCACAACUAUAGUCGCGGCCGCCGUUGCUGUCGCCAGCGCGGGUCAAGUCGUAGCUGCCCCCAAGACCGUGCCCGGUCUCAGGCACAAAUGCCGGGCUAUAGCCGUCGGUUCCAAGUGCCACUACGCUCUCACACACGAAGGCCGACUCUUCGCCUGGGGCGAAGCUAACAGCUUCCAACUCGGCAACGGGACCUGUCCAGACGAACUCGUGCGCGUUCCCACACUCGUCCCACCUACACUCUUCGACGACCGAUGGGUCCUACAACUCGCCGCCGGCGCGGCACACGCGUGUGCACUCUGUAUUGACCCCGACCGACGCGGAGUUAAACGCACUCGACAACCAGACCUUGCUGAAGACGAACUACCCAGCGUCCUCAAACGCAUACGCGCCGUCGAAACCCCCCCCGCCACCCUCUCACCCAACACUCCCCCCUUCCGACCCGCUCUCCUAACCGAACAACCCCGCGUUCGAAUCCAAUCCGAGGCUGAAAACCAACUCAGGCCCGAGCCAGAGCCUUUACCGCCACAGACCACCCAAGUCGACAUGGAACCUGAACCUGAGCCGGAGGAGGUCCCCCCGCGAGAUACCGAACUCCAAACUCCCGACGCCCGAAAUGUCACCGAGACCGAAAUCGCCGCCAAGGCCGAAACUGACAACGUAGAAUCGGGCCAAGGGGCCGCGUCCGAAGACGCGGACUCCGAUCCGGAAGACACGCCACGAAGAUGCGCCGAGCAACCAACACCGCUCUUCGCCGAACCUGAGACUGAAGUCCAAGUCGAAACAGAGGCGCCCACCCCCAGGUUCGAGGCCGGCACGGAGCUGGCCGAUGUCACCCACGGCGGCAUGACUGAAGUGCGUGUACCCGCCCUCCAACUGCGCGCGGUUGUCCGCACACACCCGCGCCAGCCCGAGCAACCGGAACAGCCUGAGCCCGGGCGACCCGAGCCGGAGCCUGAGCGACUGGUGCAGCCUGAGCGACUGGAGCAGCUCGAGCGACUGGAGCAGCCGGAGCGACCGGAGCAGCACGAGCGACCGGAGCGGCGCGAAGAAGACACGGAGGAGGACGAGCCGGAGCCGAAGCCGCGGGGGCGUACACGUGCUCGUAAAAACUCGGCGACGGAGCCGGUGGCGCGUGGUCGCGGACGGACGCGGCGAGGGCGGAAGGCGGAGCCUGCGCCGGCGCCGGAGCCGCCGGCGGCGACGGGGACGCCGGCAGUGCGGCACAAGCCGCGGGACUCGUUGACGACGGUGUUAAUUUCGGGGCGGUCGGUAGACUCAACUUCGGGUCGUCCGUACGAGUCGACGCCGGUGGCUGCGCCGGCUGAAUUGGAGCCUGCGUGUGCGGAGGUGGUUAAGGGGACGGAGGUGGUUAAGGGGACGGAGGUGGUUAAGGGGAAGGCGAAGGCGAAAGCGAAGGCGAAGAGUAAGGCGAAGGCGAAAGCUAAGGCGAAGGCGAAACGUUCUGACGAUGAUGCUGACUCGAGCGAGAGCGAAGAAAUGCCGCGGAGACGCCAAACGCGAGCAGACGUCGCCCGGGCCGAAGCGACCAGCGAUGAAGAUGAAGACGCGCGCCGCAGACCUGCCCGGCGACGUGCCAGCCGCCCCAAAACGGGCGCCAAGAAAAAGUCCUAG